Messenger RNA from Ascochyta rabiei, 1353 nucleotides. RefSeq lists its product as uncharacterized. The coding region runs from base 1 to 1353 and encodes 450 amino acids. Gene Ontology annotation, biological process: transmembrane transport. Gene Ontology annotation, cellular component: brush border membrane. Lineage: Eukaryota; Fungi; Ascomycota; Dothideomycetes; Pleosporales; Didymellaceae. Gene Ontology annotation, molecular function: transmembrane transporter activity. The transcript has 3 exons. The record is from RefSeq and is a predicted model, not a curated record.
AUGGGUGCAGACGCGUUACCAGUAUCUCCGGCGCUUCGAAAAAAGGUGUUGAAGGUGUUGUUCAUUUCUCUGUUACUCGACCUGAUAUCCUUCACAUUUAUUCUCCCUCUCUUUCCCAAGCUCCUUGAGUUCUACCGCAAUCACGAGACCGGCGACCAGAACACGGUCCUCUCGAAGAUCCUCGCAGGUCUGAAUGCAUACAAGAACUCGUUUGCGAAACCCAUCGUCUCUCGCUACGACAUCGUCCUGCUCGGCGGAGCGCUCGGAUCUCUCUUCUCACUGUGCCAAGCUGUUGCCUCACCAGUGAUUGGAACCCUCUCGGACAAAUAUGGCAGACGAACAGCUUUGCUGUGGUCGAUGGCCGGCAACGUGCUCAGUGUUGCGCUCUGGGUCGCAGCCACAGACUUCCGCACGUUCCUCGCGAGUCGUAUAGUAGGAGGGCUGAGCGAGGGCAAUGUGCAGCUCGCCAUGGCGAUAGCAACAGACAUCAGCGACGAGAGCCAGCGAGGCGCGACUAUGGCGCUUGUGGGCGUGUGCUUUAGCAUCGCUUUCACAUUCGGUCCAGCGCUGGGCGCAUACCUGUCGACUCUACAUGUCAUGGACAAGAACCCGUUUGCCAUGGCUGCUGGUUUCUCGCUGUUCCUGAUCGUGACCGAGUCUGUCUACUUGUACUUCUGCCUCCCAGAAACCCUCCCCUCGGCGACGACUUCCACCACAAACGGCAAAGCCAACGGCCACGCAAAGGCUGAUGCGCCGAAAUCGCACGUCCGAACCAACUCUCAUACCCUUCUCAACGCCACGCACUUCACCUUCAUUCUCUUCUUCAGCGGCAUGGAGUUCAGUCUGCCGUUUAUGACCUACGACCUCUUCUCUUACGAAGCCAAAGACACCGGCCGUCUCCUCGGCUUCAUUGGCCUCGUGGCGUCGCUGCUCCAGGGUUCCGUGGUCAGGCGCAUGCACCCAUUGAAGGUCGUGCAGAUGGGCGUCAUAGCCUGCACGAUUGCGUUUGCAAUUCUGGGCCGAGUGCAGACCCAAGGCGCAUUGUACGGCGCUGCGGCGUUACUUGCAGUCACCAGCGCAACAGUUGUCACAGGGUUGAACAGUCUCAGCAGCUUCGAGGCGAGUGCUGGUGAGAGGGGACAUAAGCUAGGAAACCACAGGAGUUUCGGACAAGCUGGCCGCGCCCUCGGGCCUUUGAUCUUCUGCUCACUAUACUGGUGGGCAGGACGCGAAACUGCAUACGCAACUGGCGCCGCAGGUAUGGUUGCCGUAUGCGCACUCGUCUUUGGUGGCCUGAAAGUACCGCCCGGCACGGAGAACAUUGGCAAGAAGCCCAAGAAGGUCGCAUCGUAG